Molecule: messenger RNA, 7227 nt
Organism: Danio aesculapii
Lineage: Eukaryota; Metazoa; Chordata; Actinopteri; Cypriniformes; Danionidae
Gene: dlgap2a
Product: discs, large (Drosophila) homolog-associated protein 2a
Exons: 14
Coding region: 371-3535 (1054 amino acids)
Biological process (GO): signaling
Cellular component (GO): glutamatergic synapse; postsynaptic specialization
Molecular function (GO): molecular adaptor activity
Source: RefSeq, a predicted model, not a curated record
UGUGCUGCAGUAAAGAGCCCUUCGCUCAGCCAACUGCUACUACUCUGUGGAGGGCAUCGCAUCCUCCCUGCCUUUUUUUUCUGUUAUUUUCCUUUCCUUGUGCUUUUUUCAAACCAUGCUUGGAGUGCCUGAAUGAAAGCGUGCGGAUUGAGGGGAAAGGACGAGAUUAUGUGUGUGACAGAAGAGCCAGGCGUACUGCAGUGAGUCAAACAGAAAGAGUGAGAGCUCUCCACACCCAUGACCGUGUGCCUGUCUGAGAUCCACUUGAACACAGCCAAACGGACUCGUUCGUCACCUGACAGAUCAGCUAGAUUCAUGGUCUCCACCGCCGUACUUCGAUGAAGACAGCUACCCCUCCCCUCCCAGGAAUAUGAAAGGUUUAUCAAGCGGUCGUCCUCAGCUCACCUUCACAUCAGGACACACCUGUGGGCUGCCAGACUGCGAUCAGUCCUUCGAUCACUUGCAGCAUGUCGGCCCCGACUCCCGCUCUCCCUACCUGCUCAGUCCCACCGAGAGUUGCCCUUUGGAUCCACACCGCUGCUCACCCCGCAGCUCCAUCCACUCGGAGUGCAUGGUGAUGCCAGUUUCUAUGGCAUCUGACCACGUCUCCAGCAGCACCUUUCCUAGAAUGCACUACAGUUCACAUCACGACGGCUCGCGGGACGACGGCUCCACUUCUCACGGUGGAGGAGGAGGUGGUGGAGGAGGGGUUAGCAUUGUCAGUGGGGGUGGCGGAUCCGGGAAGAUGAACCGUAUUCCUGCGAACCUCCUUGACCAGUUCGAGAAGCAGCUACCGAUUCAUAGAGAUGGUUUCCACACGCUGCAGUACCAGCGCACGUCUGCCACCACCACCAACAGUGAGCAGCGCAACGAGAGUCCCGGGCGCAUCCGCCACCUGGUGCACUCCGUCCAGAAGCUCUUCACCAAAUCGCAUUCUCUUGAAGGCUCAUCCAAGAUGAACGGCACCAAGGGAGACUCUCGCUCAGACAGCGGACACCACCACCAUCACCACCACCAUCACGGCCAUGACCAUGGGAGCCACAAACACAGCAAACGAAGUAAGAGCAAGGAACGCAAGUCAGAGUCCAAGCAACGCUCAGGGAUAGCAGGCUGGUGGAGCUCUGAUGACAACCUGGACAGUGAUAGCACCUACCGGACUCCCAGCAUCAUGAGUCGGCACCACGGAGAUCAUAUCACCCACUGUUACCCGGACAUGGGCCACGGGCACUUCGGUGACCUUUCACUAAAGACCUCUAAGAGCAACAAUGAUGUGAAAUGUUCAGCAUGCGAGAGCAUCGCUAUGGCCCCCGAGGGCAAAUUCAUGAAGCGCAGCUCCUGGUCGACGCUGACUGUCAGCCAAGCUAAAGAAGCCUACCGUAAAUCUUCCCUCAACCUGGAGAAACCGACCAUGCCUCAAGAUCUGAAGUCCUCCAUGAGGCCUUGUCAUUUUUUGCAGGUCCCUCAGGAUGAAUGGGGAGGGAGAGAUGAGGAGAUCCCAUGCAGAAGAAUGCGGAGCAGCAGUUAUGUUAAAGCAAUGGGUGAUCAAGACAGUGGAGACUCUGAUGGCAGCCCCAAAAACUCCCCGCAGAAAAUGGUGCGACCCAACGCGCUCGUCAAAUCUGUGCUGCAGAGACAACUUUCAGACCAGAGCUCAUACCGUUUGGACAAGUCUAGCCGGGACAUGGUCAAAUACCUCACCAAUAUCACUGCAGAUUUAAGUCAAAGCUACCAUCUUCAGACCUCUAGGGAAAUCCAUCCCAGCAUCACACUGGAACCGUCACCCAACUACAACUCGCCCAAAUUCCGGUCCAGGAAUCAGAGCUACAUGAGAGCGGUCAGCACCCUGAGUCAGGCCAGCUGUGUCAGCCAGGUCAGCCAGGUGAGCGAGACCGAGGUUAAUGGCCAGUUUGAGUCGGUGUGUGAAUCCGUGUUCAGUGAGGUGGAAUCUCAGGCCAUGGACGCUUUGGACUUGCCGGGCUGCUUCAGGACACGUAGCCACAGUUACCUGCGAGCCAUCCAGGCUGGAUUUUCACAGGACGAUGACUGUGUUCCCUCCAUGACAUCAUCUACUGUCACAUCCACCAUCAGGUCCACCACAGGAAUUCAGUUCCAUCUCCCUUCUUCAGGCAGUGUGGAUCGGCCAUCCCAACAACCACCAGCGGUCACCUACACUCCCAGUACACCCACCUACAAGAGGACUCCUCCGCCUGUUCCACCUCGCUCCACCUCCAAACCCCUGAUCUCCAUCACGGCGCAGAGCAGUACAGAGUCCACGCAGGAUGCCUACCAUGAGGGACAGCUGGCCAGAGGCCUCUGGGGUUCAGACGGGUCGAGUCUGAGUUUGGGACGAGCCCUUUAUAACUCAACUGACAGUCUGGACAGUGCCAAGGCCGUCACUAUCGCCAUGGAAGCCGCUGCCAUGGCGAUGGCAGGAAAGAGACACCCCUCCACCGACAGCCACAGUUCAGUGAUGACCUGUGAUAAAGCUGUGCUCGUGUCCAAGGCAGAGGAGUACCUGAAAACACCAAGAUCAUCUAUAGGAAUACAGGUGGAAGCAGCUACUGAUUCAGAGUGUGAAAGCAAAGGCUCUCGAGAGUAUCAGUCUGUUGGGAUUCAAGUAGAAGACGAGAGACGACAGGGCCGGUUUAAGCGCUCCAACAGUGUCACCACCGCUGUCCAGGCUGACCUGGAGUUGGAGGGUUUCCCUUUAAUGGAGGAUAAAGGCCUUCAGUUUGGAGGAGGUUUCCAACGUCACAGCGAGCCCAGCACUCCAACGCAGUACGGAGCUGUCCGGACCGUCCGCACACAGGGUCUCUUCAGCUACCGUGAGGAUUAUCGCACCCCUACGGAGCCCCCGAGUCCCCAACGGAGCCCUGAGCCCUGGCUGGAGCCCUCGCCGCGGGAACCUAUUGCCACUGUGGCCGUUACAGUAACACCACCCCAACCGUCGGACUCAGGGAGAGCGUCACCCUCCUGCAGGAGAGACGGAAGCUGGUUCAUGCAGCUGCUUCACACAGAGACGAAAAAGAUGGAGGGAUGGUGCAAAGAGCUGGAGGGAGAGGCGGAGGAGAACGAUCUGUCAGAGGAAAUCCUGGGGAAGAUCCGGAGUGCUGUAGGAAGCGCGCAGCUCCUGAUGUCCCAGAAAUUCCAGCAAUUUUAUUGGCUCUGCCAGCAAAACCUAGACCCCAGUGCCAUGCCUCGGCCCACUUCUCAGGACCUUGCCGGGUUCUGGGACCUGCUGCAGCUCUCCAUCGAUGAUGUUACCUCCAAGUUCAAUGAGCUGCAGAAGAUCAAGUCCAACGAUUGGAGGCUUAUUGACAGUCCAGUGAAGAAGCUCCCGCCGCCAGUACCAAAGAAGACAUUACGUAAGAGUGUGACAAGGGAAAAAUCUUUGGAUCUCCCAGACCGUCAGAGAAUAGAGGCAAGACGGCGCCUCAUGGCAGCCAAACGCGCAGCUUCAUUCCGGCAAAACUCAGCAUCAGAGCGAGCCGACAGCAUCGAGAUCUAUAUACCAGAGGCCCAAACACGACUCUGAGAGACACAGGGAACACCUUUAUCAUACCGUCAACAUCAUUUUCAAUGACAGUUCAGAAUACCACGACACAAUCAUCAGGCUAAUCAUCCGAGACAAGGGUUAAGGGUUUUGUAUACCUGGUUUCCGAACUGCCUGCAACAUCCUUGUGAAGUUUCCCUAUUGAGGGAGACUCACACUUCCCCACAAUACAACAUAUUGCACAACAUAUCGCAAUUGUAGGCCCUUGUGACAACAGUGUUGCCUGAUGAAGCAAAACUUCACAUAUAAGCUUUAAUCACAGCUGAGAAACACGUUCAAUCUGACGAUCCCUUUGUUAGUGUCUUUAUGACAUCUGUUUAGCACUUUCAAAGUUGAAAAUUCCCAUUUUGAGGCCUCCGAUCUUUCAUUUGAUUUCAUUAGAUUGAAGAAAUAUAUUUAGUUCGUGCUCCAUUUGGUUUCAUUUGCAUUUCAUUUCUCUCCCUCCAUCCUUGUAGUUCAGUUUUUUUCAGUGACGUUCAUAGUAUUUUUGUCUAUUGUGAGCAUUGUGCCAGUGCUGAAAUACCUCAAUCAUACAUUUCAGACUGAAGCCGCUUGCUAGAACGGACAGUCACAGCCUUUAAAAAACUAAAAAAACUAAUGUUAUAAGUCACACUACACUGUUAUGGAGUAACUUCAAUCUCAGAAUGAGGGUUUACGCUGUCAGAUCAAGAGAUCAGUUUUUAUUAUUCUCGUACUUACAGAUAUAACGCUGAUGGUUUGUCAUUCUAGAGGAGCUGCUGUAUGUUUUUGGGUGCAAUUGCUUCAAACCUAAAAUCAACAAUGUAAAGGUUCAAAAAUGCAUUUUUGCACUUUCUUCUUCUAAAUGUGUGUUUGUAUGUAUUUCCAAGGGAAAUGAAGUUCUAAAAGAUAUUGUUGCAGUUGAAUUGCAAGGUUUUGUGUGACUAUCGAUUUGUCAUUUCACGUCUCUGAAUGUUUCAUUUCUUCAGCCUCACCUGGCCAUUCAUCGGUUUGUAUUUAUUUUUAUUGAACAGUUUUUCUCUCCAUCUGCUAUUAUCAAGCUUCUGACCCAUGUUCUCUGCACAAAAAAAAAUCAGCUUUUUAUGUCCUUUCCGUACGUCUUGACAAAGAAUCAAUGAUUCUGUCUGGGCUGAAGGAGAUGUCGGUGUUCCCAUUAUUAUCCUGAUCACUUGCUGGUUGGUGAUGGAUGGUUUAUCUGUAAGACUGCACAUCUGUGAGAAUGAUUUAAUAGUAUAAUCAAACUGUUCUCAAGUCAAUUUGAAGGCAUUUGUACAAAAAGGUGACUGCAGUACACAUGAUGGUCGAUUAUAUUACAUGAUCAUAACCAAAGGCUGGCGCUACUUUGAAUUGUUAUACAAUCAUUGGAUUUAAUUGAAUUUUUAAUAGUUUUUCAUUGGAGUCUAUCACUAAAGAUACUACUUCCUGUUUGACAUCCAGCAGUUCAGCUUUAACACUUGUUCUUUAAUAUGAAGUGUAAAAAGGGCCUAAAAUUAGCAUCUGCUAAGUACCAAAUGGAAGUAAAAAUAUGAGUUGCGCAGUAAAUGAGCAACUGAUAUCUGCCAUUUUCACAGUUUUUUUAUUUUAACAAUGUCAAAGAACAACAAUGUGGUUUAGUGCUAUUUUUCAUUUGUAAUAACUGUGCUGUAAUGAUAUAAAUGUAAUCUGAAGCGCAGCACUGUGAUCUCAUGAGCAGCUUACAAAAACAUAGUCUUCAGUAUUUCACCAUUUGCAAGUGCUGUGUGUAUGAGUUGCUUAAAAUAUGCAUUUAAAGGGCACCUAAUUUACCCUUUAUACAAGAUCUAAGAUAAGCCUUUGGUGUCUCCAGAAUGUGUAUGUAAAGUUUCAGCUCAAAAUACCCAUCAGAUUAUUUAUUAUAGCCUCCAGAAUCUGCCUAUUUUGGUGUCUGUAUAAAUUGUAGCUGUUUUUGUAGCCUGCGGCUUUAAAUGCAAAUGAGCUGCUUCUCCUCGCCCACCGUUACCACUUGCGUGUCUGCUUCUCAUCAUGUGCAUCAGAUAAACAGCAGUCAGUGACAGAGACAGACUCAGAUGAACCUGAAAUACAGCUCAUUGGUCAAAAAUACCAAGUAAGUUUAUUUUAUAUAUUUGAAGUGGAGUUUAUUCAAGCCUUUCUGAAAUGAUGAGUCUCACACAAAGCUGUUUGCAGUACACACACACACACACACACACACACACACAUAUUAGCAAUUAAUGACACCAUGCAGCCGUGGUGAUUAUAGUGAUUAAGAAUUACAUAGCGAUUUUACUGUCUUUAUUACAAACAUGCUCUGUUUUAAAAACAUUUUGAUCAUAUAACCCAGCGAGUUGUAAAAAAUAUUUUAAUCCCAUUUUAUUUGCAAAACAAAAUGUUCUGUGGACUUGUGUAUACAUGUUAUUAUAGAAACAUGGUGCCUGUCAAUCAAUUCAGUGGGCAGGAAAACCGCACUCCUACGUCACUGGGAUUUGGGUGCUAUUUUAACAUCAGGAAAUUUUCAAAAAGAUACUUGUGUUUAUAUCACUCCAAUAUGACCGUGGACACACUAUACGUUCACACAGUUCUGUCCAAACAGCUUACAAAAGAUGAUUUUCAUCAUAGGUGCCCUUUAAAAAAAGUUUAUAUUAUUAUUCAUACUAUACAAUACUAAAAUAAACUUAAUUAUUAACUACUGUUAAGUAGUAUUGUAGUCAUAGUUCAUUGUUAUCAUUAUUCAUUGCUAUUGUUAUUAUUAUUCAUAAUUAUAGCUGUGUGUUUACCAAAUAUAUGCCUUUUUGCAAGGAAAUACUGAACAAUGGUAAAACAUUUUAAUUUGCUUGGUACUUUCUCGUAAGUAAUUGGCAAGUGUGGCAAAAUGCUAAUUUUAGGUCCUGAGGUAAGUGUUGCAUCUAAGUGACUCAUGGCCACUGAAAUGUCACUGCUAACCAUUUCAAAACCCUUAAAAGUCUUUCUUCUUGCCUUAUUUUGCUAUAUUAAAUUCACCAUAUCUCCUUACAGUGUCCAUCAAGCACGGUUACGUUUCAUUUCAGAUGUCAAGCUGCAUCCCCACUUUCCACCCUUUUUUGCCUCUGUGUCAACUGAAGGAGACGAGGCCAGAGAUUAGAGGAGAUUACUUUAUCACUUCCACUCCACUUCCCUGUAGCUUCAUAUUCUCAAUUUCCUUUGCGGGAUGACCUUGAGAAAAGCUCAUCGUUAGAAGCAAAUAUUUUCUUUUAAUUUGUCGUUGCUCCGUAUCUUCCUGCUGUAAGUCAUUGUUCAAACACAAUUACAGCAUUCCAUUCAAGAGACGCUUGUAAUCGAUGAAACUGACUUCAGCCUGUGGGAACAUUUUAGGAAUAUAUUUUCUUAAAACAUAGCAUCUAAAGUGACAAUAUGGCAUUCUGCUUCUCAUUUCACAUCAACGAAAGUGUUAAUUGAUUAUCUUGUUAAUCAUUGUUUGAAAAUUCCGAGUCGUGGCCCUCAGGGUUUACAGAAAUCCACUCUCCUAGGCCUUACAAACUAGUCGGACUGUUGAAAUACACAUUAAACUGAUGGGUAACUCUUUCAAAUACUGUUUAAUGCAAUAGCUAACAUGAACUUUAUUGAACUAUAUAUAUAUUUUAACAACAUUUGUUAAUAAAAAAUACAGUGGAUUCAGUAGUUCAUGUUAGUUGUAAGUGCAUUAACUAUUGCUAACAGAUAUUUUUCAAAAUAACUUUAAGAUU